UGAAAGGACCCUCUCAGGGUCACUCCCUCCAACAGCUGCACGAGAUCUAUUCUUUAUCACUGCGCUGGCUAUAAGUGGCAGCUCCAUGGAUCCGGUUGUGUCACAACACUGCCACUUUAUAUCACUCUCUCAUUAGCUCUCCCAUAGAUUUCUGGUCGGUUUCGUUGCUGGAUGUUUUGCUGCCAGCUGCGGUUUGAAAUGGAUAGCUGACUGGCUGAGCCACUAUCGCUUCGAUUGUAUAGUGACAGACUGAACUCAAAUUGGGCAUUUGAGAUUCUCGACAGGAAGGUCUCUUCGGACGGGGAACGAAACAGUUUCGGAGCUUAUGAGAAGUGAGCAGACGGCUACUGCAGCCUUCGGAAGCGAUGACUGGUGCACAAAGCUUGAGAUUAUAUAGAGGGGCUGUAAUUUUAUUUCUGGCAGCAGGACUCAUCGCAGCUGUGAAUGCUGCCACUUACAUGGUCGGAGAUGACGCAGGAACUUGGACUAUCCCGGCCACAACAAAUGAUCUCAACUACACCGCCUGGGCUGAAUCAAGAAACUUCCGAUUUGGAGAUGAUCUGAUUUUCAGAUAUUCAACAGCGACGCAUGAUGUUCUUCUUGUGAAUGCUUCGGCCUACGAGACGUGCCUUCUCGAGGAUCCCCUGGACUCGUACUCUUCUGGAAAUGACACCAUCACUCUCAAUCGUCCAGGCAUGAGAGAUUACUUCUUCGUCUGCGGAGGUCCAUCGCACUGCUGGCUCCAGCAGAAGCUGCACGUCACACUCGUAGGCUCCGUUCCCGAAGCUUUGGCUGCCCCAAAGGGAGGUUCCACUCCCCCGCCACCAUCAGCAGCUGGCCCCAGGCCUCGUCCUGCAUCUGGGUCCGUCAAAUUGGCUGCAAUUGCAGCUUUGCUCCUCGUGCUUCUGACCUCCACCACCCUCACCUGAUGAUCUGUGAAGAGAAAGCUACGAGCAUCAUCACCAUAGCUCACUUCGCCUCACUGCGAAGGUGUAGCGUGUGAACGGAAGGCAUGUAGGGCUGGCUGGCUGGCUCACAGUGAUUGUUUCUCGGAUAAGGCGUGUGCGCAUCGACCCUCUUUCCAAACAAUGGGUCUAGUUCAGAACAGGACUGAGUGUAGUGAAUCUCUCCACCAGCUGCUGGAGUUCACACAUCUAUGUGUCACUGAAUUUCUUGAGUUUAAGCAAUGAGAAAUAUGAAGGUGACAUGAGCAAAUCUAAACUCCAAGAUUGGCUUCGU
Messenger RNA from Marchantia polymorpha subsp. ruderalis, 1239 nucleotides. NCBI's taxonomy places the organism in Eukaryota, Viridiplantae, Streptophyta, Marchantiopsida, Marchantiales, Marchantiaceae. The record is from the annotation of a GenBank genome assembly.